AUGGCCGUCGCCUCUGCGUCUGUGCUGGGGUGCUCGCUCCCCGCAAAGGUGUCCUCCUCUGCUCCGUCGCCUUCCUCUUGCUUCUACUAUUCCCCUCUGCGGUCGGGGUGCUCGGGUUUCCUCGUCGGCGGCAAUGGCGGGGGGAAGGUCUCGAGCUCAGGAAUGGCGAUGCGCUCGAUGGCCAGGAGAGCACGUGGUGGAGUCGGCACUGCGGCGCCCCCGGGAGGUCUCGGAUGUCGCUGCCUCUUUGGUCUCGGCGUUCCCGAGCUCGUCGUGAUUGCUGGGGUCGCCGCGCUGGUGUUCGGCCCCAAGAAGCUGCCGGAAAUUGGGCGCGGGAUCGGGAAGACUGUGAAGAGCUUUCAGCAGGUCCCUUGAGAUGAUCCCCGUCGUUUGAUUUCUCGUUUAAUGUUUCGCACUUGUUAGCGUAUUGCUGAGGCUGUCGAGUAGCUUUAUUUUUUGUUUACACGCAAUUUUUGAAGCGGUGGAAUCAGCGGAAAGAAUCGCAUCCUGCUUAGGGCAUCCAGUGAAGGAAAUAAAACUUGUAUGUAACAUCAAUCCGGUCUAAGGCUAUCCGCCAACUUUUUUCUCUGUUUAUCUCGUCAUUGAGAGUUCAGUAGUCGGAUUCAUCAUAAUUAUACUUUAUGGCUUGGGGGUUAGCGAGAGAGCAUUGAAUGGAGGCGAUGGAAAUAUGUUGACAGUUUCUUACAGCUUCUACUCGUAUAUAUUGAUGGAACUCUCCUGCGGUACUGCUUGGGUUAUCAAGAAUGUCAACCGGAUUCCUGUGCUUGGUAACAUAAAUUACGAGUAGAAGGAGAGGGGGCUCGGUUUGAUUAUUGCCUAACUUGCCGAUGCGAGAUAAAGUCAGCCUCUUGGGAAUAUAAGCUCUCCCUGUCUGUCAUUGAGACGUAGGUGUGAAUUUUGAGGAGCUGUAGAAUGGAUGCACAUCAACUGAGGUCGAGUGAAGAUGGGAUGUUGAUCUGGUAUUGUCAGUCUUUCCAUUCUACAAAAUUCCAGUCUGUUAUUCCCAGAGCUGAAGAUGUGAGAUUGCCUUAAAAGAGAAGAGCUCUCCUUUGACAUUUUUGAACAUUACAUUCGACCUACCACACUAUGGCUUUUUUUUUCCCAGGUAGUUCAUAGUCAAUAUAUCACAGUAUUUUGUAUUAAAUCCUUAGUUUUUCUGUGUCUUUAGAUAUUCCACGGUUUACUGGAUUCCGUUUAAAUUUCUAUACUUCUGUUGACAUUUUCAUGUGCAUAUCUUGAGUCACACAACUGGGUACGUGAUAAGAACAGAGAUUCGGUGAGACUUUUGCAUGAGGAGUGGAUAUAAGUCUUCUCAAUUGGGGGAUGUUUAGCAUAGAGUAUGAUCUAAUAUUAUGCGAAGCUUAUGCAAAUAGGGAAAAAAUCCAGAAUUUAUUUCACACUUUAUAUCUGAAGAUGGGUAGAACAAAUGGGACAAAGAGAUAUUGGAUCGUCUAGAAAUAUUCUAAACCUUAUCAUUAUAUUUCACUAGUGAGUGAAUAGGCUAGGAGGAUUAUCCUGAACCUGUCAACUUUCUAUGUCAUAAUCAUACUUUGGUCUUUCAUUUCCUUUGCACCAUGGUUCAAAACCUUUGUAUAAGACUGCUAUUUGGAUGAAUGAUACUGUUAAAAUGGAUGAUUAAUUUGCAAGUAAUGUGUUUUUGUGCAAUGUAAAUAGAUUGAGAUAAGUAGUCAGAUUUUGAGAAGUCUGCAGUGCCAUGAUUGUAUGAAAUUCUUGCUGCACAAGAUGAGGAAAAUAAUCUUAUUGUUUUGUUCUUCGUAGGGCAUAAUCCGAGGGACAAGUUUUUAAAUUAUUUUGUUGAAAUUACCUAUAAAUAAGAGAAGCUCUAAUUGGAGCCUUAUGUUGACCGCUUAGAGGGAAUUGGCGUUUUUCCCGUAUCCUUUGAAUUCUACUCUUCAUGAUCACAUUGAGGAUGAUGAACCUCUUGCAUUUAUCCUCAUUUAGCCUUGAGCUUCCACUCCUUAUCAUGGCUGAGUCUCCCUACAUUCUUCUCUGGCCCCAAACACGGCUUGAGUCCGAUCUUCAAUAAUGCUGGAUUAAUCAUGAUCUGAUCUUCAAUUAAAAGCCAGAUCCAAUCCCAUUCUGUAUUAGAUUGAAGUACACAAAGCAGCCCAUCAAUGGGUAAAACGCAGUUUAUCUUAGAUUUGCUUGAUUUACAUCUUAAUUCAAACUUUUUUUGCUAUCAUUUGAAUCCCAAUUUCAACUUUGACGACAAAGGUCCCUCACAGGAUGUGUUCUUUGUUCUCACUUACUAUUUCUGAUUUCAUUUUAUCUGAUUUUGAAUUUCAAACAUCUUUAUCUGGUGGACAGGUUCUCAAACAUGUUCCCACAGAGAUGAAUGCAUAUUCUGUAAUCAGUGGUCCCAUAGGCAAUAAAGUGUUCCUGUUUUGUAUAUAUUUCAUAUUUCCACCACUUAGAUUGCUUUGUGCAAGCCUUGUGUUCUGCCGGGAAGUUCCAUCUGACCCUGAUCUUUACUUGAAUUCCCAAUUCUCAGGCAGCCAAGGAGUUUGAAACAGAGCUGAAGAAGGAACCUGAUUUGACUGCUGCUGAAAACCCCCAAGAAGUGAGCAGCAAAGAUGGGAAGGAGCUCGAAUCCUCUGGCACGAAGGAGAGCGCGUGA
Spirodela intermedia is the source of this 2659-nucleotide messenger RNA. The record is from the annotation of a GenBank genome assembly. Lineage: Eukaryota; Viridiplantae; Streptophyta; Magnoliopsida; Alismatales; Araceae.